Molecule: messenger RNA, 4344 nt
Organism: Mytilus californianus (California mussel)
Lineage: Eukaryota; Metazoa; Mollusca; Bivalvia; Mytilida; Mytilidae
Exons: 7
Coding region: 1-816 (271 amino acids)
Source: RefSeq, a predicted model, not a curated record
AUGCCAACAGAAUGUCCACAAGGUGGAUACAAAUGCGGAACCAGUUAUCCAAUAUGGAUGGAUGGAUCCUAUCCGUCUUCUGGUGAAAUUACAAAUGUAAAGGCAUGUGUUGGAAAUUAUAAUGGAGGAUGUUGUACUGAAGUGAAAUGUCCAGAGGGAGAAACUUCAGAUAAUGGAGGGUUUACACCAGGAUGUGAAUACUUUAACAUUCUAGGAACCCUACCGGAUGUUUCUGACAAAACCGUUAACAGAAAAGUAUGUGAAUCAGGAUUACAUAGCACAUGUGACCAGAAGUAUGAUAUUAAAGUUAGAAAUUGUGGUAACUACAGGACCUAUUACUUGACACAGUUGAAUGUUGAUAAAUCGGCCUACUGCUUUGGUACAUUCCCUGUUCCUGACCCUACAACUACCACUACUACUACAACCACCACCACCACCACCAAGACCACUACCACCACCAACACAAAGAGACCACCACCAGGAGACCACCAUUCAUCAAAAGAUGAUGACGAUAAAAAAGAUGACAAACCCUACAUCUGGGUCAUUGUUGCUCUACUUGCAGUACUUUCAACAAUAUUGCUGGCUAUUCUUCUUGUAAAAAUCAUCUUACAAAGAACUGUAUCAAAGCGUGCGGUUAGCUUUGUUAAUGUAAAGGAAAAGUGUCCAACUUAUGAAGAGGCAACACAAAACGAAAAAAAUAAUCGUUUGCUGGAGAUUCAAACUGUAGGACAAAGCGCCCCUGGGAAUCAGUUCUCGGGAAGUACAAUGUCAGUUCCACCAACUAGUACAUACCUGGGGCAAAUGAAAAGAUGCUAGAUACUCCAUAAAGAGAAAGUCAUUGAAAUGUAUAGACAAACAUUGUAUAAAGUUCAAGCAAAUCAAAUGUAAUACUCUUUAUAUUUUCUGAAAGUGUGAAUCCAAAUUUACAUGUUUGUUUAUAAGAUAUAACUGUUUCCCCGCUUAUAUCAAUCCAUCAGAUAGGAUGUCUUUCUCGAAUUGUUGUGGUAGUAUCACUCAAUCUUCGAUUGGUGAACCUAGUUUUUUUUGUGAAAUUUUUACAAAGAUGCAGAUUUAUAAAAGAAAUGUGAAUCAAUUGACUCAUGCAAUUUAGCAAAAGAAAUUUAUAUAAUUGUUUUAUUUGAAUUCACCCUUUUUUAUUCAUUAUCUUUUUCAUUGAGGUCUUCUGUUGUUUUUCCUUGUAGUAUAAUCAUAGCUCUUUUUAGUCCACAGUUUACGAUACCGUCCAUAUUUAUCAUUUAAUUUUAAAGUUUACAUGUGUCCUUUCAAUACUUUUAACAUGUUAAUAUAUUCUGUAAAUAUGCUUCAUAAACUUGAAUUUUAAUUUUGCUACAUCAUGCAUUUACGUGUUGCUUAUCUAAAAUUAUCAAACCUGUCUAAGUUGAUCUAAAAGGGAAAGGAAAACAUCGGACAAUAUAGGUGACAUAUAGGUAGAGUUCAUGUUUAAGGAUAUGCUCAUUUUGGGCAAAUAUAAAUAUGAUAUACUUUGUGCCUCUUUUAGAUUGUUUAUUUGCUGACUCAACAUCCAUUUUAACCGACAUUUGUAAGUAUCAGGUCAUAUUACUUUGGUUUUGAUAAAUGUAAAACUUUUUUAUAAAUUGUCAAUGUCACAUGUAAGUUAUUAUUUAGAAAAUACAUAUGAAGACCAAACGAAUUACGAAACUAUACAGAAUUGGCAUGCAACGAAGUAUGCAUAAAAAAACAAUCAUUAAGGCAAGUGAAAAAUGAAGUCUGACAAAACAUUAUUUUAAAUUUUUGCUUACAUUGUACUGUAUGUUGAACAAGUUUUGUAUUAAGAAAUAAGUUAUCAAGAUUUAAUUUGUAAAAAUGAUAUUAUAAAGCUGCGCCCUCUCUUCUGUGCAAGGACUAAAAGCGAGAAAUGUAGAAGAGAGUAAAAAAUGUUCAAUCUGCUUGCUAAUUUUGUAAUGUUCCUUAUUUCAAAAUAAGUGUAUCGACAGAGCAAUUGAAAAACCGUAGAUUUUUGGAAAUUUUCACAGAGUAAACAUUAAAAAGUGUACUCAGCUUUUAGUAUUGAUGAAAAUCUUCUGUAAAUGAACAAAAUAUCAAUCUUGUUAACUCCAACCAAAAUUUCAGUAGAUACAAGAUAAAUAGACAAAGUUCAACGGCCGUAAAUGUGGUUCUACAUCUUGACAAUAUAAACAUGCUUGUAUUUAUUGAAAUGCCUUGUCAAGUACAAAAAGCAGGGUGUAACUUUCUUUUGGAAUCAUGUUCCCUGUAUGCACAAUUAAAUAUUUGUGAAAAGCUUAAUAUAAUAGCAUUCUUGCUUAAAUGCACACGUUUGGUUUAAGUAAAAAAGUAUCCUAUACAAUCAAAACAAUACGGUUCUACCUAAAGACUUAUGAAACUAGUUAGACAACUUAACCGGGUAUCAUGUUUGAUGAAAGACUAAAUCAAUAUGUUCCAUGUAGACUUGCAUACUAUCGCAAGAUCAUACAAAGUUACAUGAGAAAAAAUCAUUACCACUAUCUGGAACAGACAAACAAGUAAUAUAUGCCUUAUGGUAUAAUUAAAAAGAUGUAUAGGUAUAAGGUUACACAGGUUUGAAAUCAUGUGUUAUAUUAAUAAACAUUUUGUUAAACUGUUUUGUAUAUUAAGUUAUAAGAAUGUUAAAACUAAGUUCAAAAUCCAUCUCAGAUAAGAUGAAAAUAACUUGUAAAAAAGCGUUGGAUUCUAAGUGGAUAAAUGUAUGUCAAACAUUAAAAAAAAUACUUGUUUCACUUUUGAUUUCCCGAGUUAUAUAUAUCUAGGCAUGUGCAGAUGUCAUGGACAGAGUGUCACCUACAAAACAAAAACAUCUUGUGUAGAUGUGCAGAUAUCAUUCGGAGAGUAUUACCUUCAAAAUAAAAAGACAAUUGUUCCGGUUUAUUAUAUACAUUUUGAUUAUUUUUCAGACAAUAAAAUUUGUCAAACAUGUCAAAAACUAAAGUCUAAACUUCCCCGAAGCAUGACUGUCCUAGGACGGUCUGAUCUAUUUCUUAUCCAGCAUAAAACUAUUAUUUUCAAUGCAUUUAUACUUCUCUAGUUAUACAAAAGCUUGGCUCUGAGCUACAUGUAUCUCCUGGGAUAGGCUGAUCAAGAAAAGUGUUUCAUACAGAGAUAAAUUAGUAUACUGCAGUUUAAUUUUUUCAAAUUGCAAUAAAACACCAAUUAGACAAAAAACAACACAAAUAUGGUAUUAAGCUACUUAAGAAAUAAAGGCAACAGUAGUAUACCGAUGUUCAAUAGUCAUAAAUCGAUUAAGCGAAAACAAAUCCGGGUUUCAAUUAAAACCGAGGGAAAUACAUCAACUAUAAGAGAAAAACAACGGAACAAUAGAAACACUGAACUGCAACAAAACUAAACGUCAACAUAUAUAGAAACGGACUAUUUGAUAACUACUGCCAUAUUCCUAAAUUAGUACAGGACAUUUGAAGAAAAUAUGGUGGGUUGUACCAGGUUUUAAAUAAACGUAAGAACACUCAGGACAGAGAAAUACAUAAAUGAAUAAUAUAAUAGUACAUUACAACAUGUAAACCGCAGAACAACAACGGACACCUCUUAUGAAUUUAUGACAGUACACCAGCACACCACAAACGAAGAAUAAACUGCGCGUCACACGAACGUAUCAACGCCACAAAAAGUGACGUCAUUUUUGUGAUUUUUACAUCAUCACAGUUAAAUUACUAAAAACAAAAUAGAUUUAAUUUGUUAUAGACACGUACAAGAAUAUAAAAUUGGGAUUGAGUAUUAGUGUGAUUUUAUGUAUUUUCUAACCAUGACAGGAAAUAAAGGCAACAGUAGUAUACCGCUGUUCGAAACUCAUAAAUCGAUAGAGAUAAAAACAAAUCCGGGUUACAAACUAAAACUGAGGGAAACGCAUCAAAUAUAAGAGGAGAACAACGACACAACAAAAACACAACAUUAAAAUGUAACACACACAGAAACGAACUAUAAUAUAACAAUGGCCAUUUUCCUGACUUGGUACAGGACAUUUUAAGAAAAAAAUGGUGGGUUGAACCUGGUUUAUAUUGAAUACUGGUUUAUAUAGAAUAUUGACAUGGAAUUGUGUUUAUAAUGGUGUUAUUAUUUGUAUUUUCUAACCGUGUCGGUUUUUCUUCUAAAUAAAAACUGUGUAUAAACAAAAUAAUCCUGUACAUAUAGUUGCUUUAAACUUAAAAUCAUAUAAACGAAAUAGCUGAUUUAUUAUCUUAACUUUUAUAUACAUAUAGAAAAUAAAAAUAAAAUAACUGUAAUAUAAGGCAAGAUCAUGUAAGACCAAACAGUAAACACACUUGAAAAAAAAAAAAAAACAAAAAAAAACAAAAA